AUGGCGGCCAAACAGGUAGCUCUGACGGCAGGUCCACUCUUUUCGACCACCCGCCCACUUCUUCAAGAAUACGUUGUCAUUAUCAAAGACCGACCCAAUACGUCCCGCGCUGGUUUACCGUCCUAUGGUCGCAUUUGUCCCCAGCAGACCCUUAUUGGCGACAUACUUGGCGAUCCAAAAUUGCUAUCUAGGGGUGGCCAUUCCAGCUUCAAUGCACAGGGAACUCUCAUAGCCUGUCGAGCCGAGAGUUCAGAGGCAGUUAGACAAAAUCUUCAACGUCAC
Penicillium arizonense is the source of this 282-nucleotide messenger RNA. RefSeq lists its product as uncharacterized. The annotation marks the transcript as partial. The record is from RefSeq and is a predicted model, not a curated record. The transcript has 2 exons. NCBI's taxonomy places the organism in Eukaryota, Fungi, Ascomycota, Eurotiomycetes, Eurotiales, Aspergillaceae.